AUGUCAGCAUUCUCGUAUGUAGAGGUGGAAGCGCCAGAGACCGAUGCUAAGCACCUCUUGCUUCGCCAGGUCGCCAAGGAUGUCACUGUUCGUCUUUCAGAGCCGCUCGAGGUGGCAGAGAGCAAACAGCACACGAACUUGCUCUCCGUCUCCAGCGUCAAUGGCCUUGUCUUUGUCGCCACUAACAAAGGCUUUGUUGUCAUCCGCCUUGCCGAGCUCAGAUCCUUCUUCAAGUCGGCAGCUCGCAAUUCGACACCCACUCUGGAUCAGCCCUUGCGCUCCAUAGACACCGUCUCGCUCAGCUCCGUCGCGUCGCUUCCCACCUUCAUCACCUCUGCCAACAAUCACUCCGCCGUGCUUCUCGGAUUCCAGAAUGGUGUCAUUGCAGCAUGGUCCGUAUCGGGCCUGGUCGAGGGCAACAAGCUGGAGCCGCUCUUUGUUCUCAGCCCCCCCUCUCCCGGCUUGGCCCUCAUCGAUAUGGUGCCUAACCCUUCCGAUCGACCUGAACUUGCCGUCGCAUUCUACCGUCAAGAUGGCACACCAGGCGUCAACUCCGGAACGCCCAUCAUGGUCAACCUCAACACGGGCUCCUUUGGUGCUCAGCUCGAUGCCACGGGCUCUCGUGCCACCUCUGUCUGUUGGUCUGUCAAGGGCAAGCAGAUCGCCGUUGGUCUCGAGUCGGGAGAGAUCGUCCAAGUCACUCCGGAAGGUGAGCCAAAGGACCGCAUCGCAAAACCGGAGUCGUUGCAAGGCUCGUACUACGUGUCCGACCUCCGCUGGCUGGAAAACCACGUCUUUGUUGCAACCUACAACCUCCCGUCCUCAGGGUCACCUGACGACGACCCCGAGCAUUCCUACGAAGUUUACACCAUCCUCCGAGACUCAAAAGCUGCACAGAUUACCUUUGUCAAGCUGUCCAUGGACCCUGCCCCGCCAUACGGCGAUACUUCUCGACCAGGCACUCGCUUUGCUGCCUGGCUAAAGAGUUGGGAGCCCUCCAAGCAUUUGAUCUUUGUUGCCAGCGGGCCCAGUACCGAUGUGGGCCUCAUCUCUUGCUCUUCGGAGGACGCGGGUGCCGCCGCUUGGUCUACCGUCGAGCUCGAGGAAACAUCAAAACCGAUCCUUCCUUUCUCUUCGGUGGAUGAAUCCUCGGACACUGCACCGGUCGCUCUCGACCUUGACUUGACCUCAGCCGACGAGGUCGACGACCCAAAUGCUGUGGCUCGGGGUGACGGGAAGACUAAGCUGCCUGCCGUGCCAAUUCUCUACGUUUACACCUCGGAUGGUGUCCUGCUCGCCUACAACGUCAUCAACACGCAACGUCCCUUCGAAGGCAUGGUGACACCGUCCGGCGUUCUAGCGCAGUCAGCAGCGCCGCCGACCCAGACCGGAGCUGCAACGCCGGCACCAUCGACACCCAGUCAGGCGAAAUCAGCUGCAUCGGCGUUCGGUUCCUCUUCUGCCUUCGGCCAGCCUUCUGCUUUUGGUCAGUCGUCCGCUUUCGGCUCCAAGUCGGCUUUCGGGUCUUCGGCUUCGCCCGCUUUCGGCCAAUCUUCUGCAUUCGGAUCCACGUCAACCGCCUCGUUGCCCUCUCCCGCUUUUGGCGCUGCCUCGAAACCGUCCGGUGGCUUUGGCUUUGGUACAUUCAGCAGCGCGGCUGGCAACGGCAAUAGCAAGCCCGCUUCGGCCUUCGGCUCUACCAGCUUCGGUUUUGGAUCACCUUCUGCUGACAACAAAGCGGAUGUGAAGUCAGACAUCGAUGCAACAAAGGAAGCGUCGUCGACCGCUUCCACCAGUGCUCCAGCCUUCUCGUCUGGCGCCAGCGCCUUUGGUGGAAAGCCAGCAGCCUCUGCGUUUGGGUCUUCUUCCCUUGCUCCCGCUACGACCGCUGCCGCUGCACCGACCGCUUUUGGGUCGCCCUCCGCAUUCGGUCAAACGGUUACAAAGCCUUCUUUCGGUCAGUCGUCGGCGUUUGGUCAGACCUCAGCGCCUGCCUUCGGUUCAUCGUCCGGCUUCGGUUCCACUUCCGCAUUUGGCUCUACCUCUGCUUUUGGCUCCGGUUCCACCUCGUCGUCGCCAUUCGCCUCCAAAGCAAAUGGGUCUACCCCGGCAAGUUCUGGCUCUGCCUUUGGUGGUUUCGCUACCACAUCGGGAAGCGCAUUCGGAGCGGCUGCAAAGCCUUCUUCCGCCUCCGUCUUCGGGAGCGGUGGAAACUUGGAAAGUAAGGCAACAGGCUCGCCAAGUGGUCUGUUUGGCUCCAACCCUCAAAAAGGAGGUGCUUCCGCCCCUACCUCGGCAUUUGGCGCAUCGGCUUCGACUUUUGGUCAAGGCUCCUUCUCUGCCUUUGCUGCCAAUAAAAGCGUGGAAGACAAAGGCGCGAAGAGCGCAGAAGAAGAGUCUUCUGCCAGAGGCGGUGGCGAUGCAGGUAGCUUCACGUUCGGUGGGCUUGGAAGCAUGCUCGGCAGCAACGACUCAGCCAUGUCGCCGCAAUACAAGGCAACGGGAGAUUCGGACAAAGGAGAGAAGCGUUCCACUCCACCCAAGGAAGACGCGGGAAACUUCUCCUUUGGUGGACUCGGAGAUAUGCUGGGCAGCACUGACUCAGCCGCGUCCUCUCGACCCCAACCAGCUGCCGGAGCAGACGAGAGAGAAGGGGGGGCUACCGGCUCGGAUGUCAACGCGACGGUCCAGACGCCAAAGAGCGACACCGUCCCAAAGCCAUUCUCUUUCAACUCCACGGCAGUUUCCACGGGCAGCACAGCCGCGAAUGUGGAUGCAGGCACGGGCGACGAUGGUGCCAAGGCGACUUCGCCACCUGCUGCCACUUCUGCAUUCAGUUCUUUCAAACCCGGCUUCAAUGCGGGUGCAUCCUUCGGCAGGCAACCAUUCUCGUUUGGUGGCGAUCAACAGAGCGGCAACGCAUCGUCAUUGUUCGGCUCGCCAGCGAUUCAAACACACAGCGCGCCGAAGCAAGCCGCGGCGGCCUCGGGUUCCAACGCGGAGAAGAAGCCAGCUGAGCUUGCCAAGCCAGCGUCUAGCUUUGCAAAUGCUUCGACGAAGCCCGUUUCGUCACCUUCUCCUUCGCCAUCAUCCUCACCUUUCUCUUUCAAUUCGAGCAAGCUUUCGAACGUCAAUCAGGAAGCGAAGCCGGCGUCGCCUUCUUUUUCCUUUGCUCCUGCCAGCAAGGCAUCUGGCAAUGCUACAGCAUCGCCCGUAUCAGGAGCUGAAACGGCGUCACAGCCCAAGAAGAGCACUGCACAAGAGCAGUCUGCGUCCGAGCAGGGUCAAAAGCCGAGCUUGCCGUUUUCCUUUUCCAACACUGCAUCAUCGGCCAAGCCCACUGGAUUUGGUGGCUUUGGUAACUUUGGAGCCAGCCCCGCUCAGCAACCAGCCCAGAGCAAGGAGAGCGCAUCCUCUUUUGCAAGCUUGAGCAAGCCGGCGCCUUCCAACACACCCAAUGCAGGAUCGACAACAUCGUCAAAUGCGGCCAGCACCACAUCCCCUGCCAGUGCGUCGACUGCUACGUCCACAAAACCCGCACCGGCGCCCGCUCCUGCUACUGCCGGUUCUUUCCUCGGAUUCAACUCCAGCGCACCCAGAAGCAGCUCUCCUCUGGCCGCUGCUCCUUUCAGCAGCACGGGUGAAGUCGUCAAGGCCUCUGCCGAAAACAAGUCUGCAGCUCGUACCACCACAAGCAAGCCGUUCUCGUUCCAACAGGAUGCCGCCAAGCCCUCAUUCGGCCCGCCAGCCUUCGGCGCCAAGCCGUCUACGACCUCAUCUACUGGAACAGGCGCUCUCGCUGGCUUCGGCCAAACCAGCGCGAAAAAACCAUCAGACGCGACCGGCGAGGCGACACCCUCUCCUGCGCCAACGCCGGCUGGAGGAUUCGGAUUUGCGCCUGCAAAGCCGAUGCAAACUGCAGUGACUACGCCUGCGCCUGCUGCUAGAAACGCGCCAGGGCGCUCAGGUAGCCCACUGGUUGCUGGGCGUACACCUCAGCUGUCGUCAUCCAACACUGAAAGUCCGGCCAAAGUGACCGAGAGCGGGAUCCAGGGAGAAUUUCUCAAAGCGUAUCUUGUUCUGACGCAGGAGCUCGAUGUGCUGCGCUCCAACGUCGACCAGUGUGCUGGCUUCCUUGCCGAUCUUCGUGAAGCGACGGCACGACCCGAGUCCAUCGAGGACUUUGCCGAUGCUUCCAAAUGGUCUUUUGGCGAUCUGCCGAAGAUGCUGACGCUUGCUAAAUCGCUCAGGCCUCUCACUCAGCAGAUCGAGGACGAAGCCGCCUCGCACAAGCGCAGAGUGUCUGAGCUGCAGAGCCUCCAGCUCAAGGCAGAGGCUAAGCGCGAAGAGGUCGCGCGCUUCAUCCGGUCUCGUCGGGACCCAGAGUUUGCCAAGAUGAUUCGUAUUCGACAGCUGGGUCCUGAGCAUGUCGAGAACCAGAACAAGCUCCGCAAGGCGAGCCAGGUCGUGCGAGACCGAAUCGCCGACCUGGAGGAAUACCUGGCGGCACUGAAAGAUAAACUGCAGCAUGCCAAAGCCGGUCGCACCGCCCUCAAGGCACCCAGUCUCGACUCGGUGGCCAGAGCGUGCCGCAACAUCACUGCUCGCACCACUGCAGUGACAUUGGAGCUGGACAAUCUCGCACUCGAGAUGGACCUGAUGCGGCCAAUGUAUCAGGACUAUUCGUCGCGCGAAAGUCAGCGCGUCCUUUCUCGCUCUGUGUCGGUCGUGAGUGGGCUCGAAGAGGCGGGACCACUGAGCGACGUCGGUAAUCUGGUGCGCACGCUGCCCGCUGCCGUUACGCUUAGAUCCGUGGACGAGAUCACACGAGCCGAAAGAGCCAAGAGUGAAAGCGUGGCCGUCUUUGUCAAUGCUCGCGAGAAGCCGAUCCUCAACACACGCGCCGUACCCAGCUCCCAACGUGCGGACAGGAAGGCGACCAAGCCACUGCAGGGCUCUGACCUUCAGAUUGCCUUUGCGAAGGGGCCGGUGCACCUCGGCAAGCGUGCUCCUCCAGCAUCUCCUAGCGCGACCGCAGUCACAGCUUCGCAAACACCUGCCUCUGCUGCCAGCGGUACAAAGCAAGCGUCGAGUUCCGAACAGUUUGCACCGGUUGCCAAGACUGUGCCUGUUCCUAUGCUUUCCGAGCCUCCCCGGGUAGCGACGACGGCGACUUCUUCUGCUGCCUCACCGGCCGUUUUGAAAGCCGGUCCGCUUCAAUUCGGAUUCCCUACGUCACCUGGUCCUGCUUCCAAGACGACCGCUGCUGCUCCAGCUCCGAAACCAGCUGCUUCUUCAAAUCCGCUGCUCGGUACUUCUGACUCGCCCGCUGCCGCCGCAGGUGCAAAAGUGUCACCAGCACCCUUUGCGAGCCUCGGCUCUGCCGCUACACCCCCUCUCACAGGUGCACCAGCUGCUCCACCAGUAGCAUCAGGUCCCAAGCCCGCUGCGGCUCCGACGCCUCUGAAUUUCGGAGAGUUCAGCUCGCCGGCUGCAUCCUCGGCAAAGCCUGCUGGCUCGCUCUUCGCUGGCUUUGACACGACGUCCACGCCAGGCUCGAGCCAGAAGGCGGCUGCUCCUUCCAAUCCUUCAAGUUUCGGAAGCCCCGCUCCAAGUGCUGCCAAAGCGUCGCCUGCACCCUUCUCAGGCUUUGGAUCUACCCCGACCCCACCGGCCCCUGCUGCUCAGAGCGACAAACCAGCGCCCGCAUCUGCAGCAAGCCCCGCUCCGAGCUCUUCCUCGCCCUUUGGCGGUGCAACGCUGUCGACGCUCAAUUUUGGCAAGCUCAGCUCUGUCCCGACUGGCAUGUUUGAUCUUCCUGUGCAGAAUGAUUCGCCGUUCCAGCCUGGGGGACGUGCGGCGAGCUCGAGUCCCAGCAGCAUCCGCGCGUCGACCACCACGAGCAAAUCGAGGCAUCGGGGUGUAGCUGUGGCCUUGCCGCCGGCUGUAGAUGGACCAGAUAGCUCGAAAGAUGCGAGCGAUAAGAUCGGCAAGGCGUCGUCUGAUUUCUUUGCUUUGCCUCUGGCGCCCAAGCCGAAGGAUGAGACUGCCACUCCAGCACCUUUCAAGGGGUUCAACGGGUUCGGCGCGAGCGCGAAGACCAGCGUCGAAACGGACGCACCCAAAGCCGAUGCACCCGCUGCUGCUGCGAGCGGUAAACCCACUUUCAGCUUCGGUGACCUUGGCAAGAAGAUCGAAACGCCUGCCUCUGACGCGAAGGCUUCUACUGCUGGUGGAGGCUUCAGCUUCGGCAAUCUGAGCAAGUCGGAUGCCGACGUGCCCGCAUCGUCGGCUUCGCAGCUCAAGACAGCGGCUAGCGGCUUCUUUGGUGCUUCUACUCAGAAGAGUGGUGAGGCCUCCGCUACUACCUCAUCUCCUACGGGCCAGACGAAGCAAGCAUCGGCGGCCGACUUCAGCUUUGGUGACCCGGGCAAGAAGCAGUCGGCUGACAAUGCCACACAGCCGGCAAAACAAGCUUCGAGUGGAUUCAGCUUCGGUGACUUUGGCAAGAAAGCGGCCACUGCGUCACCUUCGCCUUCAGUGACUCCUUCCAAUUUCAGCUUCUCACCCGCUGCGUCUGCCAAGCCUUCGUCUGAGGAGAAGACAGACAAGGCCGUGGCUGACGAUGGUAAGGCUGCUGCUGAGAAGAGUGCAGAGCUCAAGGUGGCGGAUUCUAAGGGAGCGGCUGCAAAAGUGGCGGACGCAAAGGUGGCUGACGCUGAGGAAGAGACCACAGAGAUUGAUGCCGAGAAGGCAGAUGUCGAGGAGUCAGAUGCUGAUGAGACGAGCGCCAAGGACACGGACACCAAGCCCACCGUUUCUAACAACAAACCCUUGCUCGAUCCUUCCAGUCUCACAUUCUGCAAACCAUCCGAGCCAAGAAACAAGGAGCCUUUGACAGAACCGAAGUCCGACUCCAAACAAACCAACGCUUCAACGCCCGCUGCCACGCCAGCACCUGCGUUUAGCUUCGCUACGCCUUCCACUGCGCCAUCGUCCGAGAAGAAAGACCACGAUUCACCCAAAGUGGAAGCCAAGGCUCCACCAUCGAACGGCGCGGCAUCUACAGACAAGACCGCCGACUUCAGCUACCCGCCCAAGGCCCCUGCCACUCAACCCGCGACCGCAACCUCGGCCUUUACCUCGACACCCACCACGCCCUCGGCGUUCAGCUUCGCCCCGAGCAAGCUGAACCCGUCCUCCUCGCCCGCGUCUGCAUUCGGCGCGUUCAAGUCGAGCCCAGGCUUCGGGUUUGGCGCCUUCUCUAAGCCCGCCGACAGCAGCAGCCCGAGCACAAAGCCGGUGAAUGCGUUCAGCUUUGCGCCGCAGUCUUCUUCGCCCACUACUCCGUCCGCGAAGCCGGGCGACGCGGCAACAAAGGCAGCGUUUGGCAGCGUGUCUGCGUUUGGCCGUGUUUCUGGGUUUAGCGCGUUCUCGGGCUCUUCGCCUUCGACGCCCAAGAGCGAGGCGAAGGAUACUGCGGCCCAGUCGGCGUUUAGCUUUAAUGGUGGGGGUGGAUUUGGGGCGUUCGCAUCGAGUAACAAGACGUCGCCUUUUGCAGCGGCUUCGUCGGCGGCAAAGAAGGACGAUUGGAAGGAGAAAGAGAGCCCGGGUGACAAAAGUGGUGGCUCACUGCUUUCGAGGCUGGGUGGUGCGUCUGUCCAAGCUAAUUCGGGAGAUGAGGAAGAGGAGGACGAGGAGGAAGAGGACGGCGAUGAGGAGGAGGACGAGGAUGAAGACGAUUACGAAGACGAAGACGAUUACGAGGAUGAAGAGGACGACUAUGAGGAUGAGGAUGAGGAAGAGGAUGAGGAUGAGGAUGAGGAUGAGGACGAUGACGAAGCAGAUGAUAAUGACGACGUGGACGGCGGUGUCGGACACGACAAGAUCGACUCGCUCGAUGAGAGCGGUGUCCACGUCGAAAAGGCUGAUGCCGUGCAGGAAGCAGGGGACGAUGACGAGGAAGAGGAAGACGACGAUGAUGAAGACGACGAUGGGGUCGAGGACGAAGAAGAAGGACUAUCAGCAGUCGAAGAGGAGCCGGAGGAAGAAGAAGAGGCCGCAGUCAAGGAAGGCAAGUCGGUCUAG
Messenger RNA from Sporisorium graminicola, 8088 nucleotides. RefSeq lists its product as uncharacterized. The transcript has a single exon. The coding region runs from base 1 to 8088 and encodes 2695 amino acids. Gene Ontology annotation, molecular function: protein binding. Lineage: Eukaryota; Fungi; Basidiomycota; Ustilaginomycetes; Ustilaginales; Ustilaginaceae. The record is from RefSeq and is a predicted model, not a curated record.